AAUUAGAAAAAAAAUCUAAAAACAUUUUAUACUGAAAUACCAAGUGUUGCAUAAUGUUCGAAAUAAAAAAGGUACAGCGCAUGGUCGAUGAAAAGAAGCAGAACAUUAAAAUGCAAGGAAUAGUCUCAAUUUUCGUUUGGUAAACAUUAAUGUGAAAUAUGAUCUCAUGUCAUUUCUCAGAUCACGACAUUAAUGAUCACGAAACAUAUUGAAAGUUUUUGUAAAAUUUGGGAAAACUAAGAAUUCUGUGCAUUUGUUCUAAGUUCAACAACCUGAUCAACAUGCUGAAAACGUUGUCGUUUUUCCUUGUUUUUGUCUGUGUUGUUAGUGGAAAUGAGUCAUGUGGCCGGAAAGAGAUGGAGGACACAAUAUGCAGUCUCUGUGGACAGAGGGGUGGAAGUCCAUUUACUGGAUAUGGUAAACAGAUUGCGUUUUAUGCAUAUAUGUCAGGUAACGUUUACAUCAGUACACUAUCCAAACACAAAAUAUUUGUUUAUGAUCGAGUCGAAACAAAUAUUGGAAACGGAUAUGACGUCAAAUCUGGAAAAUUUACCGCUCCAGAAAGUGGGGUUUAUGUCAUACACACAACGACGGUUGCCUACGACAGAUCUUACAGCAUUAUCGAAGUCGUGAAAAAUGGCGUCAUAAAGGACAUAGGAUUGGCAGACGCCUACCACCACGAUGACAGAGCCGCCUCCUCUACCUUAACCAUUUUGAAUUUGAAGAAGGGAGACGUUGUAAAUACCCGAGUUGGUACAUACUUUCGUGGGAAUUAUCUAGAGAGUAUUACUUGGGCCCGAAUGAGUUUUUCUGGAUUUAAACUCAUGUAAAGAAAAAAGUCUAUAUAUAAACUCGUGUAUUUAUCAGUCUGAGGCAAUACUUCAUGGCUUGUAACAAAUAAAUAGAAUGAGCAUGACAACUAA
Molecule: messenger RNA, 923 nt
Organism: Saccostrea cuccullata (small rock oyster)
Lineage: Eukaryota; Metazoa; Mollusca; Bivalvia; Ostreida; Ostreidae
Product: complement C1q-like protein 4
Exons: 2
Coding region: 282-830 (182 amino acids)
Molecular function (GO): protein binding
Source: RefSeq, a predicted model, not a curated record